Messenger RNA from Dalotia coriaria, 1158 nucleotides. RefSeq lists its product as uncharacterized. The record is from RefSeq and is a predicted model, not a curated record. The transcript has 3 exons. Bases 1 to 1107 code for a protein of 368 amino acids. NCBI's taxonomy places the organism in Eukaryota, Metazoa, Arthropoda, Insecta, Coleoptera, Staphylinidae.
AUGGAGUUAGAUAAUCUGAAGCCUAAAACCGUUAAAGUAUUGAAUUUAAUACUUAAAUCAGCAACAGCUAAUCCAGAAAUCAGAGAUAUACUACCCAUUGAACACAUAUUCGCUAGGGAAGUAUACUUUUACGAAACAGUACUACCAACAUACAAUCAACUACUAGAAGAGCAUAACCAACAAAAACUAACUUCAUUCCCAGAUAUGUUAGGUUAUGAUCUGUCAAUACCAGAGUUUUUAAUUAUGACAGACAUGAAAUCGCAAGGUUAUGUAAUGAGACCUGAUCGUGCUGAACCACUGGAUUUCAAUCAUGUAAAAAUGGUUUUAAAAGAAUACGGAAGAUUCCACGGUUUAUAUUAUGCUUUGAAAGCGUUAAAACCUAAAUUGUGUAAGGAGAUAUCCGCGAAUAUGUCUGAAGCAUUCUAUAACAAGAUGGCGGAUGAUAAUCCACUCUUGAAUAGUUGUAUGGAUGUAGCUAAUGAUAGAGUUAUGAAAUCUUUUCAUAACGAUGAACGAGAUGCUGAAGCUAUGGAUAAAUUUGAAAAAUAUGCAAAAUGUGCAAAAUUGAGGUUGAGGGAUGAUUUGAAAGAUGGCGCUGCUGGUAGAUUCGAGGUUAUUAACCACGGGGAUGGAUGGGUUAAUAAUAUGCUGUUUAAAUAUGAUAAUGAGGAAUUGAUUAAUUUAUGUUUAUUGGACUUUCAACUGUCGAGAUUAUCAUCCCCGGCACUGGAACUAUCAUAUUUUAUCUAUACUUGUACGGAUCAAGUAUUUAGAGAUGAAUAUUUCGAGUUAUCACUGAAAUAUUAUCACGAAUCAAUGAAAAACACUUUAGAAGUGUUUUCUCUUGAUUUGAGUGAUUUUUUAACCUCUGAGGAGUUAAAUAAUCAAAUGCAGAAAUUUUCCACGUUUGGUUUGUUUAUGACCAUAGAAGUAUUGCAUUUAAUGCUUAGUGAUACUGCAGAGAUUCCGGAUUAUGAGGUUAUGAUGGAGAAAGAUGGCUUGGAAGAUACUCUCGCUGCGUUUUCAUAUGAAAGCAAGAAUGAGGAUUUGUAUCGGAAGCGAAUACGAAGUGUUGUUUUGGAUUUUGUUCAAAGAGGUUAUCUUUAAGUGAAAAGUAAAUAUAUUCAAAUGUAGCUGCUAUGAGAAGAGAGGAAAGAA